AUGAGCGACGCAACCCUCCAACCUAAAACAACCCCUGGCCGCCAUAGGCAACGGCGCACUGGGAGAACCACCGCUCAAAAAGCCUAUGCCUCGGAGAACGAUGUCGGAUCUUUCGACCCCAACCACUAUCAACGAGCGCCGCACACUCCGAGCAAGGCCCUGUCUGGAUCGCCAGCGCCGGGUAGCCAGUCAUCAGCUCAGGCAAACUCGAAACAACGAAACAAGAAUAGGGGAGCAAGGGGUAAAGGAGCGCAGGUUUCGCCUGAUGGACAGCCCGAAAGAGGCACUCCGACUGGGCGAAGAGCUUCCAUAAAGUCUAGCCUGCCGGCGGCAGCUUUCGCCGGAGCUACUUUCCAUGCAUCUCCUGCGCCAUCGGCGCUUCCGAUCCCGAGCUUCAUUUCCAAAUCAUCCAGCGAAUCUCCGGCUAGGAAUGCCCGCCAUCCCAGCGAUCCGCGAUACUCGCCGCCAACCACAGACAACGAAGCACCGGCAGCAUACUCUGCCUCUGCUCCGCGAGCCACUGAAUCGCCUCUGGAUUUCAUGUUUCGCGCUCACAGGCAGGAACAGGAGCGGCAGUUUGGCUCACCUCGUCGCGAGGACCAAGCUUCUCCCUCCGUCUUUGCUAGCCGACCAGAGCGCUCGCCUCAGGCCAACGUGCCACAGACUGCACCAGCAAGCAUUCGCUAUCGGUCGGGCGGCAUCGACCGAGCUGAGCUAGAUGGCACCCCGAGCUUCGAAGUCGGACCCGCGUUCUCAACACCCUAUCACGAACGCAUUCAGGCUGCGCGCGUCUCGCGGGGUGACGGUCCCCAGAUCCCCCCUCAGGACACUGCAGCUAUGAAUAGUUCAUCCACCGAUGAUGCUACCGCUGCACUGAAGAAAUUCCUGUUUGGUGGCGGUCAGCAGGCGGCCAAGUCCCCCCUUUCCUCGGCAUCCUCUGUUCAGCAUCCUCCUCCAGCCUAUCAUCAGCCUGCUGGACAGGCUGAUGGUGCUAGCUAUGGCCGAAACAACAAUAUCCAAGCAAUGGAGAAUGAUCUUCGUCGCAUCUUGAAGCUGGACUCUUCUUCUUAG
This is a messenger RNA of Akanthomyces muscarius, 1071 nucleotides long. RefSeq lists its product as uncharacterized. Lineage: Eukaryota; Fungi; Ascomycota; Sordariomycetes; Hypocreales; Cordycipitaceae. The transcript has a single exon. Bases 1 to 1071 code for a protein of 356 amino acids. The record is from RefSeq and is a predicted model, not a curated record.